AUGACCGUCACUAGCAAGAUGAACAGUGUUUCCCGCCAGUCGGUGCUGAGCCGGCUCGGCCCAGGCGGGCUACUUUACGCUGCAAAUAAAAUCUUAGCGGUUGCUGCUGGCAAAGAUGAGGAUCGUUGGCGUACUAAGAACGAAGGCGCUUUGUUCAAGCGCUGGAAACGCACUACUUCAUCCGUAGAUACCACUCCUGCCGCUCCUACACCAACCACCCCGUCAUCGCAACCAUCAGAUUUACUCAAGUUUUUAGCAAUUAAUGCAUUGGAGCUCUCUGCACCUGCAUCCGAUGCUCUACUUAAAUCACGAUCAUCGGAAUGGUUUCAAUUGUCUGGACAUCCGGGAUCUUUGGCACCAGCAGGUCCUGGUACAGUAUGGAAGCGCCGGGCGGCUGGCGAUCAUCCUGCGCACAAUCCUGAACGCGACGCAUAUGAGGCUCUAGGGGCCUGCCCACAUAUGCGAUCAGCGAUUCCUCGAUUCUACAGGGAGCUAGAAUAUGGUGGUGAACAUUUUAUUGAAUUACAAGAUCUUCUUCAUGGUUUUCGCGAUCCUCACGUAAUGGAUAUCAAAAUGGGGACUCGUACUUUCUUGGAAGACGAAGUCAGUAACGCUCGCGCCAGGACAGAUCUUUAUGAGAAAAUGGUUCGUCUGGACCCUAAUGCCCCCACUGAAGCUGAACAUGAUGCACGUGCUGUUACUAAGCUACGUUAUAUGCAAUUCCGUGAACAAUGCUCAUCGUCUGCUGAACAGGGCUUUCGGAUUGAAGCAGUUAAAAUGCCCGGUGAACCACCCCUUACAGAUCUUCAAAAAGUAAGGGAGCCAGAACAACUGUCAGCUACAAUCGCUCGUUUUUUCGAAAACAAUGAACGGGCUCGAAGUGCAAUUGCUGCUCGUCUUCGGGAAAUCAGAAGUUUAUUCGAAAAGUCUGAGUUCUUUCGAACACAUGAAAUUGUUGGUAGUAGUAUUUUCAUUAUAUACGACGAUGAACGAGUUGGAGCUUGGCUUAUUGAUUUUGCUAAGACUCGACGAGUGCCAAAUGAAAUCAAAGUAACACAUAGGGAACCCUGGCAGCAAGGAAACCACGAGGAAGGGUUUUUGUAUGGAUUAGAUAGGCUUAUAAAUACAAUAGAAACGGCAAGAUUUUCUGAAACAAUAACAGAAUCAGAUGUAUCACGUUGAACAUUUGGCGGGAGGAAAUUGGACUCGCCUUGCAUUACAUGCACCCUUCGCUUGGCCGUAGGUCCCCAGGGCCGCUCUCCUGUCGCCACCGCUGAGCUUCGGAGAUAUACAGAAAAACUACGUUUGUGUUUGUUCAUGUGAAAGAGAAUGCGAUGUAUUAGUUAUUCAUUUGAUCUAGUCUUUCAAUAUUUAAUUAUACCUUUAUUACAAUUU
Melitaea cinxia (Glanville fritillary) is the source of this 1395-nucleotide messenger RNA. It is a transcript of the gene IP3K1, whose product is annotated as inositol-trisphosphate 3-kinase homolog. The transcript is spliced from 3 exons. Lineage: Eukaryota; Metazoa; Arthropoda; Insecta; Lepidoptera; Nymphalidae. The record is from RefSeq and is a predicted model, not a curated record. Gene Ontology annotation, biological process: inositol phosphate biosynthetic process. Gene Ontology annotation, cellular component: cytoplasm; nucleus. Gene Ontology annotation, molecular function: inositol-1,4,5-trisphosphate 3-kinase activity; inositol tetrakisphosphate kinase activity. The coding region runs from base 1 to 1182 and encodes 393 amino acids.